AUGGAUUACAAACUUCUCAUUACUGGUGCCGCUGGAUAUAUGCAACAUAGCAUUGUCCCACCCCCAAACAUCGUUGCGGUAGUCCGGUCUGACAAGCAAGCUCUUGAGUUAUCCUCGUUGGGGAUUGACGCCGUCCAUGUCGACUUGGGGGACAUCGACGCGAUCACUCAACUUGUUCUUGAGAAAGACAUUGACCUCGUAGUUCACUGCGCCAGUGCCACUGACGCUUCUCUCGCAAAGCCGCUCCUCUCGGGCCUGGGAAGGAGAAUCCAGCAGACAGGCAAGGCAGCCUACUUCAUACACACCUCCGGGGCAAGUGCCUUCGCUGACCUUGCAGGUUGGCCUCAUGGCAAGGUUUCCGAUACCGACCAAGUUCACGCUCUCGUCAAGCAAGUUUCGACGCCGUACGUGGUCAGGGAUACGGAUAAUACCAUUUUUGACUUGGCAUACGAGAAUAAUGUUACAAAUUUCAUUGUUGUCCCGCCUCUGAUCUAUGGCAGAGGCACUGGGAUAUCAAACCAUAUCUCUUCCCAGCUUUCUGUCUAUAUCCAAGCAGCAAUUGCAAACAAAGCCGUUUACAAAUUUUCCAAGGAUAGCGAAUGGCAAGCUAUUCAUGUCACCGACUUGGCUCGCUUUUACACUAGCAUAAUCCGCACUAUAGUACACGGUAAUGCUCCCGUGGGUGGCCAGGAUGGGUACUUUUUUGCUUCAGCUCAUAAACUGCCAUGGUGGGAUUUGCUUCACUGUCUGGCCAGCCGUCUCCAUGCCAAAUGGCUCGUUUCAACCGCAGACGUCAACGUCUGGCCCAACGGGGAUCUGGCGGCGGAAAGCUUUGGCAUGCCUUUGGAAUAUGUGAGAAUUGGGUGGAAUUCAAACUCUAUUACGCUCUGCCAGAAGGGGGACCUCAUCGGGUGGAAACCAAUUUGGAACUACGCUAUGCUUCUAGAACACAUGGAUGACGAGAUUGAAAAAGUCCAGCAAGCAGGUCCAAGCGCGAAAAUGAUAAAGCUGCCCCCAAAGUUGCGUUAG
This is a messenger RNA of Clonostachys byssicola, 1029 nucleotides long. The record is from the annotation of a GenBank genome assembly. NCBI's taxonomy places the organism in Eukaryota, Fungi, Ascomycota, Sordariomycetes, Hypocreales, Bionectriaceae.